AUGCCGACCCUACAGAGGCGAAAGCGCCGAUCGGAACCUGAAGAAGCCGAGUCGUCUGACGGCUCGCAAGGACCAGAGACCCAACGACGACGAACGACAGAAGAUGCGGAUGAAGAGGAAGACUACGGUGUUGGCGGUGCCACACAAGGUGAAGGGACCAACGAAAUGGCCAUGAAACUCGUGCGACUGGCUCUGGCCCUCGAGUUUCAACGAAGACCACUCCGAAGAAGCGAUAUCAGCGAGAAAGUUCUUGGACCAAACGGAAGACAGUUCAAGCAUGUGUUCAACCAAGCGCAGAUACACUUGAGAACGGUGUUUGGCAUGGAAUUGGUGGAGCUUCCGGCCAAGGAGAAGGUCACACUGCAGCAAAAGCGGGCGGCUCAGAAAUCUGCUUCACAGGCCAAGGCAACGGCCUCGUGGGUGCUGACGUCGAUUCUGCCGUCGAAUUUUCGGGAUCCGGCCAUCAUUCAACCACUUUCGGCGCCUACGGCUGUGGACGAGAGCAAAUAUACUGCGGUCUACACCGUACUUGUGUCGAUGAUUCGUCUUUCUGGUGGAGCUCUUCCAGACGCGAAGAUGGAGCGAAGUCUACAGCGACUGCAAAUGGAGGAUAACACACCGGUUGUGGAUUUUGAAAAGACGGAGAAGCUCAUGAAAAGGCUGGAGAAAGAUGGUUACAUCGUGCGUAUCAAGGAGAGCACUGGGACUGGAGAGGAUGAUGUGUAUUGGACUGUUGGACCACGAGGCAAAGUUGAGAUUGGUGAUAAUGGUGUUCGUGGCCUCACCAAAGCUGUGUAUGGAGAGCAGGAGAGCGAGACGGCAGAAGAUGAACUGGAGCGGAAGAUCGAUCGAUCCUUGGGCAUCAGCGAACGACUGGAGCAAAUCAACCGAGAGCAGGCUGCCGAGAAGCCCAAAAAGGGAGGUAGGAAGAAGCAGAAUCAGCAGCAGGAAGAAGAGGAAGAGGACGAAGGCGAAGACGAAGAAGGCGAGUGA
Messenger RNA from Zasmidium cellare ATCC 36951, 993 nucleotides. RefSeq lists its product as uncharacterized. Lineage: Eukaryota; Fungi; Ascomycota; Dothideomycetes; Mycosphaerellales; Mycosphaerellaceae. Gene Ontology annotation, biological process: DNA repair. Gene Ontology annotation, cellular component: nucleus. The transcript has 2 exons. The record is from RefSeq and is a predicted model, not a curated record. Bases 1 to 993 code for a protein of 330 amino acids.